CGGGCGGCCAGAUGUGCGGGGCUGUGCCGGGAGCGAAGUGGGCGCCGGGAUGUGCGGGGCUGUGCCGGGAGCGAAGUGGGCGCCGGGAUGUGCGGGGCUGUGCCGGGAGCGGAGCGAGUGGAGGAAGCGGCCGGCGCAGAGCCACGUGUCUGCGGGGUCGCUGCCAAAGCGGCGCGGCCCGGGCCGGGCGCCGGCGCUGCCGCCGGGCACGGGGAAUCCCCAGGGCCGCCGGGAGGCUCCGGGCGGCUGCGAACGGGCCAGGCGAGCUCGCCCGCUCGCCUGGAGAGUGUUGGCGGCGCGUCCCCAGAGCGGAGAAAGGGACGGCCCCACCGUGGCCGCCGGGCUGUUUCCGGGGUGGGGAGAGGCAGGGUCCCAGAGAGGCUUUUAAGAGAAGACUUUAAUCCAGCUUGUGGGAGAAUUAUCACUGCACGUGAAUGAGAGCAGGGGGGAAUGAGGCUCAAUGGAUUGUUGGAUUUAUUAGAGUCAAAGCUUAAUCUAACUUGAAUCUUAAAUUUGAUUUAUCUCUAAGUGAGAAAUGAUCAAAAGAUGCAAAGGAAUUCUUGACACUGGCAGUUCAGGUGCCAUAUGUUUCUGAAGGUUGAAAUGAUUGCUCAUCUUUCAAAGUUAUCACUAAAUAAAAUUCAAUGAAUUUUCUUA
Messenger RNA from Pipra filicauda (Wire-tailed manakin), 657 nucleotides. RefSeq names its product transcription initiation factor TFIID subunit 4-like. The record is from RefSeq and is a predicted model, not a curated record. The coding region runs from base 88 to 438 and encodes 116 amino acids. The transcript is spliced from 2 exons. NCBI's taxonomy places the organism in Eukaryota, Metazoa, Chordata, Aves, Passeriformes, Pipridae.